Molecule: messenger RNA, 6449 nt
Organism: Procambarus clarkii (red swamp crayfish)
Lineage: Eukaryota; Metazoa; Arthropoda; Malacostraca; Decapoda; Cambaridae
Source: RefSeq, a predicted model, not a curated record
GUCUGGCAGCGAGGUGCUCCUCAGCGCCCACCAAAGAUGGCGAUACUGAAACCAAGAAGAAAAUGGAGGAUCAACAACCCCGUAGUAUUGAUAUAUGUAGAGGCCAAAAACUCGUGGUGACGGUGAUCGAAGCCCAGGUUGACCUCCUCCUUGUGUCCUAUGAACAUGGCACUCAAGAUUUCCAAGGAAUUUUGCUGGAUUCGACCAAAGGGAGACUUCCCUGUGGAAUAUAUCCCCCAGGUGGUGAAUUCCCACCAAAGCCACCAAAAGGUGCCACAGUAUUGUCAGAAAAUGAUGAUAAACUAUUUUCUGUGAAGCAACGCCACACAUACUUCCAGCAAGACACUGUAAUUGUGGAUCCCAACAUAAAACCGAAAAAGGGAGUGCAACUCAGACAGUCAAUUUCCCUUACUCAGCGUUUCAAAAACUCUCGUAUGACAGUUCGCUUGAGGCCGAGACAAGUUUUGUGUUCUAAAUGCCAGUCUAUAUGUAAUGAAAAAUCUGAAAACGUUAGUGGAGCAAAGGGUCAAAGAGCAACUGAACCACCAACAGCAGCUAAACAAGUUUCUGAGACACGAGGCAGCACAAGAAGUUCACGUGACAGAAGUUCCCAAGAGCAAUAUAGUGGUACAUCACAAAACAAAAGAACAGAACGAUCUCCCCAGAAGAAUGUGCGACUGGUUCCUAAACUGGUGAAGCUGAAACCUAGUGAAAUAGAGGCAGCAACAAACAAGGGAGUCAGCUGUUUAAGAAAAGGCUCACAGACCCGUAAUGCACGAAGUGACUCGGAUUCGUGUGAUAGUGAAGUAAGUGUUGGUUCAAAUACAUCAUAUUCUGUGUCUGGAAAUAAUAGUGCUUCAGAUGGCAGGGUUCCAAAGUUAAAAUUGUCCACCAACCUCUGUGCCGCAGAAUCGGCAGAAGCAAAGCGGAAGGGUCGCAUUCCGAAGAUGACUAUAUCGACUUUUAACCUUGCUUUACAAACUUGUGAAGGUUCCAGAGACAAUUGGGAUAGUGAAGGUAGUGAAAUAAAAAGUCAGAGUAUACCUAAAAUGAUAUUAUCUACUUCAGGCAUUGUUUCUGAAGCGGUUGUUGAUAAAAAAGAUAAAGAGAGCGGGAAAAAUAGAAAACAGUCUGACUCAAGUGAGGCACAAGCUGAUGCCAAAGAACUAAGAUUAAGAUCGGGUAAUGUACACAAGUUGACAAUCACAGCUGCUGGACAUCAAGACUUUGCAGAGUCUUUAGGUGAUAGAUUGUCUCCCAUACCAAAGUUAACAAUUCUUCCACUGAUUCCCAAAAAAGAUUCUCUAGAGGAGAAGAAUGUAAUUGAUACAAAACAUCACAAAAUAGGUAAAGUUUCUUUAGAAGAAACGCCGCCCGAGAAAAUGAGCUUAAGAAAAAAACGUUCUUUAGGUUCAAUGGAAGACUUAUGGGAUGAAAGUGUCUUUGAUGAGACUGCCAAGAAGCACAAAAGAGAAGAGGCAGAGGAAGGUAAAGAAGGAAAUGAUUUACAAAAACUUGUAAGUGACGAAAAAGAUGGAUUAGAAGGAGACAAGCCAAAGGCAACACCAGUGCUUAAGAUUUCAUUUGGACCAGAGGGGAAGGGUACAGUUCUCAAGAUACCAUCCAAGAGUACUGUUGUAACUAUUAGCACACCUGAAGUAGAUACUGAAGAAGAAAUGACAAAAAAGUAUAAAGAUAUGAGUGCAAAAGCAGCCAAGAAAGCAUUGAAGAAAGCAAAAAAAGAGGCCCAGAAGAAGACUAUGCUUGGUGGUGCCUCACCUGCUUAUAUUAUGGGAGGAAUGUCUCCAAGGUUUGGAGGCAUGUCACCUCUCAGGCUUGGUGGCAUGUCCCCUGCAAGACUGGGAGGUUUCUCACCUGCAAGAUUUGGAGGUACAUCUCCAGCUCGAUUUGGAGGCAUGUCCCCUGCCAGAGCGGCUGCUGUUGAUCUUUCAACGCGUGAUUUGCCUCCAAAGAAGCAUAAACAUAAAGUGAAACAUAAAAAAAAGCACAAAGAUGAACGCAGGCAUAAGUCACCGGAUGACAUAAAAUCCCAAUUGGAAAUCAAAGAUCAUAAAGAUGACUCCAUACCUGAGCCCAUAGAUCCAGACAUCCCAGUUGAAAAUAUCACUCCAGAUUUACACUGGAAUGCGUCUGAAGGAAUUGAAUAUCCUGUUGACCAGACUUCACAAUCUGCUCUUAAUCUUAGUCAGGCUUCAUUAAACUUGCAAUCAGCUUCCAACUCCGGGACUCCUUUGCAGCCAUCUCGACACAAGCUUUCAAUAUCAAUAAAAAGAGUGAGCAAUGCUAGUUACGUAGCAUGUGAUUCAAGUCAUUCUGAUGGUGAAAGAACUGUCACCCCAACUAAUCCCAGCUGUAAUGAAGAGGUUGCUGAUAAGCCACAAGAAUUGGUAUUUGAAAUUGAUGACAUCAGACAGGAUAAAUCGCAGACUACCACAUUCGAAAAGGAAGAGUAUGGUAAAGAUGCAUCCUCGGAAUUACCUCAGUCUUAUGAAUUGGAAAGUGCCAGAACGGAAAACUUGGCAUUAUUAAUAGAUACUGUGGAAGAGAAAAGUGAUAGACCUACAGCAACUUCAUAUGGAAUGGAAACUCCAGAGCCUUCUCUUCCGGGCAGUGACUCCCCUGGCAGCGAUGAUGCAUGCAAUGGGGUUGUUCCUGACUUCCCAAGCAGUGCUCCAAAUAUUGAAGGGAUUGAUGGCCAACCAAGUGCUGCUCUUUUGAUGAAACUCAGUUGGCAAGAGGUUGAGCAGUGUGACAUUGGAGAAGGAAGAACUAUGGCUGUAGGAGAUGUUGUUUGGGGAAAGAUUCAUGGCUUUCCUUGGUGGCCAGCAAAGGUGAUGGCCAUUCGUGUGUUACGUGAAGGAAGUGGAGACACUAAGUGGCAGCAGGCUCAUGUUAGUUGGUAUGGCUCAUCCACAUCCUCUCUUAUGCCAGCUAACACCUUGCAGCCUUUUCUUCAAAUGUUCAAGACGAGAUAUAACAAGCGAAAGAGAGGACCAUACAGGGAGGCCAUCAAGCAGGCAACUAGUGAAGCAGAACAGACUCAAUCUAAUGAUUUUGAAUUUCAAGAUCGUGAAGAUGAUCACCAUCAUCACCAUCACCAUCAUCAUCAACAGCAGCAGCAGCAGCACCAGACGCCUGAGAACUUACUUGGUGCAUCCCCUCGGGAAGUGGAUGUUGUUAGCUGAGACAUGUACGGGGUAAGAAUGGGUUAGAUUUUCAUCUUGUUUACGGAAGCAGCAAAAAAGCUUUAAAUAUAAAUUUACAUUGUGCAGUAGUCCUUAAAUUCAUUUUCAUACAAUGUUAUAAAAAUCAUUAUCUGUAACAAUGGAUAGUCCCUGUGAUGCUGUUGAAAAAUGCAGCUGGUUAGGUAGAGAUUAGCUUGUGCAGUUUUCAUAUAAUUUUCUGCCAAAAAUCUCAAGUUUGCAAAUACUGUACAUUAUUUACUCAAAGUUUAAUCUAAAAUGUUGCAAAUAGUUUUGGUGCUUAUGAAAAUUUAUCUCCUAUUUUGUAACAGUGUGAUAAAAAGUUUAGGCUGCAGAUUUGUUUCUUGAGGAGUUUUCCUUACACUUAAUAUGGCUCCUUUUCUUUUCCUCUUUAUAUCAAGUUAUUGGUAAUGAAAAGCUUUCAUAAUGUUAUUGUUGAUCUUUAUUUUAUUCUAAUAUAUGACUAUAUCAUGAAAAUUUCCAUUUGGUAUGUAAAUAUUUAAUGAGCACUGAUUUCUUUAUUUUCUAUGUUGUACAUAACCUUUUUUCACAAUUGCAGCAAUGAGUACAUCAUUUGCAAGGAAUACUUUUAGUGCAGACAUGAUUUUUUAUCCACAUAAAGUACCUAGUAAGAUAAUAUUUUUUUUCCAAAGACAAUUCAUCACAGCUGUAUUGCAUAACUCAGUCUUAAUUAUGUUUCCGUUUUGCUCAAAUGCCCAUACCCUGCAUCAAUAGUACUCCCAUGAGCAUGGUUACUGGUACAAUAAUUGAUAGUACCUCCAUGAAGGUGUGGUUACCCUUACAUUAGUUGGUAGUAAACCCAUGAACUAGGUAACUCAUACAUUAGUUGACAGUACACUCAUGAAUGAUGUUACUUGUGCAUCAGUUAAUAAUACACCAUGAGAACUUGUGCAUCAGUUAAUAUUAUACUGUACCAACGAAUGUGGUUACGCGCUCAUCAGUUGAUAGUACACCCACGAACGAGGUAACUCGUGUAUCAGUUGACACUACACCCAUGAACGAGGUAACUCGUGCAGCAGUUGACACUACACCAUGAACGAGGUAUCUCAUGCAGCAGUUGAUAGUACACCCAUGAACGAGGUAUCUCAUGCAGCAGUUGAUAGUACACCCAUGAACGAGGUAUCUCAUGCAGCAGUUGAUAGUAUACCCAUGAAUGAGGUAAUGUGUGUAUCAAUUGAUAGUAAAACCAUGAACAUGCUUACUCUUACAUCUCUUGAUAGUGCAUACAUGAAUGUAGUUACUCGUGCAUUAGUUGAUAGUGCACCCAUGAAUUUGAUUACUUGUGCAUCAGUUUAUAGUGCACCUAUGAAGAACGUUAUGCAUGCAUCAGUUGAUAGUACUCACAUGAACUGUUCGAUAGUUACUUGUGUAUCAGUUGAUAUUACUCCCUUGUACGUAGUUACUUGUGUAUCAGUUGAUAGUACACUCAUGUAUGUGGUUUAUUUGUAGAUAUAAACCAAUGGAUGUGGGCACUAAUUUUGAUGUAAAUAUAAAAUAUAGUGCACCUGAAGAUAUUGUACACUAGGUGCAGAAAAGAUUCACAAGCAUGCAGUCUCUUAUAGGCCUAAUGCCUUUACUCAGGGUAAAUAAUAUCCUUUUGUUUAUUUAAUUCCUGUUGUCGGGGACAGUAAGCCUGUACGUAAGCUUAUCAAGGCUCCCUCUAGGCCAACUACUUAUCUUUCCCAGGAUGCAACCCACAACAAUUGUCUAACUCCCGGGUACCUAUUUAACUGCUAGAUGAGCAGAGGUACCAGGUGAAAGGAAACAUGCUUGUUUCUAUCCUGCCCAGGUAUUGAACCCAGGUCCUUUGAUUGUGAGCUGAAGAUGUAGAUGCUGUAAGAUUUUUAAACAUAAUAAAAAUAAGAAAUUAAUAAACUUUAAAAAGCACAAUGUUAACUUGCCUACUUGAGCGAGAAGUAACAUCAUUCAUGGAUUGCAUUGUGAGGACAUUGCAUUGUUUUUGGAGUGCUGUUAGCAUUUCUCAGUCACACACUUCCAUCUUUCAAAUUAGUAGGGUACCAUCCUGAAUUUUGAGGAUCCCAGUAGACAUGUAUUUAUUUUGUCAUAUCUUUCUAGCUACAAGAUGAUUUACCAAACUGUGAUUUUCCAGAUGACCGGUAACUUUAGGAGAGUAGUGUGUGAUAUCAGACUCGGUUCUCACACUUGUCUAUUUUAUUACUAUUGAAUUAAGUUUAUUAAGCAGUUUUAUGAACAAAAUGGAAGAAACUUGCCAAGUUUCAUGAAUCUUUACCUGCUAAAUGCAAUGGUCUUAACUGUAUAUGGUAGGUCUAAUAAAUAGUGGCCAUACUAAUAAGAUUAAAGGUUUAGCAUGCUUGCUUGCAUGUGGAUGUGUGCAAACAAGAAACUAUUGAGACACUGAAUAGCUUUUCCUUGAGCUCUUUCAUGUUGAAUAAAAAAAUCCAGAAAGGGUUGAAAUUUCCCAGAUAAAAAUUCUUUAGAUUUUCUGGUUUCAUACAUUUAUGCCUGCAUAAGUAAGGACCAUCUUGCCCAACAGUAAGAGCAAUUUUGUAUAUCCAAAUAUUUAUUUUAAAAUUAGUAUGGCUCUGAUAAUACUGUAUCAACUAGGCCUAAGUAAGUUAGUAAUUUUUGUAAUCUAUAUAAUAUUUAAUUUGAUUAAAGGGGAAACCUAAUUUUGAAUGAUAUGUUUGAAAAUAAACAAAAUUACUCUGGCUGUUAAGCAAAAUGGUUCAUGCUUACUUGGCCUAGUAUUGUGGCUCUGGCUAUUAAGUAUGUAACACACACACACACACACGUACAUGUAUACACACACUGUUAGUAGUUUCAAAUUGUCACAUGACAGUAUUGGGAAAAUGGGACACCAUGAGCAUAGCUCUUGCCCUGUAACUACAGUUACGUAAUUACCUCCACACACACAUUCACAUGUACACACCUGCACACAUACACCCAUGCGCACACACACACACACAUAGCGUGUGUGUAUACUCACCUAUGUGUGCUUGUAGGAUGAGUAUCGGCUUUGUGCUCCACCUUUGAGUGUACACAUACAUGUGCUGUAAUGUAAAUAGAAUCCUGACCUGCUAUAAUAGUUAUUUCAAGUGAUUCGGCUAUGAAAACCAUUUAUGGCUCAAGGUUCAGAUCUACUUUAAUGCUACCGGUGCCAUUGUACACAUUGAUGAUGACUUGCAUAAAGUUAUAUCUUUAAUAAUACACAGUCUAUCAUAA